This is a messenger RNA of Engraulis encrasicolus (European anchovy), 3468 nucleotides long. Its product is annotated as retinal guanylyl cyclase 2-like. The transcript is spliced from 22 exons. Gene Ontology annotation, cellular component: plasma membrane. Gene Ontology annotation, biological process: protein phosphorylation; receptor guanylyl cyclase signaling pathway; intracellular signal transduction. Bases 1 to 3468 code for a protein of 1155 amino acids. NCBI's taxonomy places the organism in Eukaryota, Metazoa, Chordata, Actinopteri, Clupeiformes, Engraulidae. Gene Ontology annotation, molecular function: guanylate cyclase activity; ATP binding; peptide receptor activity. The record is from RefSeq and is a predicted model, not a curated record.
AUGCGUCUCCACAGUGUCUUGUGCCUGAGAGCGAAGCAGAGCAUCUUGAGGACGACCACUAGGCGACAAGGCCUCAGGGAGCUGCCCAGGGUUCCCUUCCCCCCGUGUGGCAUCUGGCUGCUGUGUUUCCUGUUGGCCACCCUGUGCCUCCCCUGUACGGCCCCUGUGCCGGAGGUCUUCCGAGUCGGGGUGCUGGGCCCAUGGGCGUGUGACCCCAUCUUCGCCAAGGCCCACCCACGGGCAGCCGCCCAGAUCGCCGUCCAGCAGAUCAACGAGGACCCCAACUUGUCGCUGGGCACCAAGUUCGACUACGUCAUCCUGGAGGAAGACUGCAAGACCUCAACGGCGCUGAACCGGUUCCUGGGGCUCUACACACACGCCGCUGCCCUUCUAGGGCCCAUCAACCCGGGCUAUUGUGACACGGCCUCCCUGCUCUCCAAGACCUGGAACAAGGCCAUGUUCUCCUGGGGGUGCGUCAACCACGAGCUGGACAACAACAAGCGACACCCGACAUUCGCUCGCACCGUGCCGUCGCCGAUCCGGGUGCUGGUGGCCCUGGUGCGGAACUUUCGGUGGGCCAACAUCGCGAUUAUCGCGUCGGCUGAUGAUGUCUGGACAGAUACGGCCAAUAAAGUGGCUGAUGCGUUGAGGAACUAUGGAUUCCCUGUCAGGAUGGUGCUCUACACUGGCAACAAACCCAGCACUAUCCGCCACAUGCUGGCAAAAAUCAGGAAAAUGCCUGAAAUCCGCAUGGUGGUCCUCUGCAUGCACUCCGUUCUGAUUGGUGGAGAGGUUCAGAGGCUGGUGUUGGAGACUGCCAUGGAUAUGCAUCUGAUGGAGGGCUCACUGGUCUUCAUACCGUACGACACCCUCCUCUACAGCCUGCCCUAUCGGGGGGUCACGUACCCGCCCCUGCACAAGAACAGCAAGCUGCGCCGAGCCUACGACGCAGUGCUCACCGUAACCAUGGAGUCCGGGGCUGAGAACUCCUUCCAUCGGGCGUUCCAGGAAGCCAUGCGGACCAAUCAGCUGCCUUGGAACACCCAGCCUCUCCAGGUAUCUCCUCUGUUCGGCACCAUCUACAGCUCCAUCCUGUUUAUGGCGAGCGCCAUGCAGAACGUGCGUGACUCCAAAGCAUGGCUCACGGGCGCAUCCCUGGCGCGCCACAGCAAGAAUGUCCACUUCCACGGCUUCACCCACGCCAACCACACCACCCCCGUCCCCGGGAACUUCAGGCGUCGCAUCAUGGACUACGUGGUCCUCGACACGGAUGGCGUGUCAUGGGAGCUGACCCCCACCCACCAGGUGGAACUGGAGGUGGAGAUGGUGAGGGCAGUGGGGCGGCCCAUCCACUACCCCGCGGGGGUGCAGCCCAGGGCGGACAACAGCUGCUGGUUCACCAAAGGUGCCCCGCUCUGCACCAGGGGUGUGGAUCCAUUUUUGCUGUUGAAAAGUUUCAUGUACACUGUGCUGUCCAUCCUACUGUCUGUGGCGGUCUUUUACUUCAUAAGGCGGCGCAUCAACAAGAUUCGUCUCCUGAGGGGUCCCAACAAAAUCCUCCUCACCCUCGCUGACGUCACCUUCAUCAACCCGUCACUUAGCAACAAGAAAAUGAGUUUUAUGAGCAGCAAGGCGAGCGACAUGGCCAAGGGCGACGACGAGGAAGUUAAAACCCCCUCCUCCAUCUCCAGCAUCACCCCGGCAACGUACGAGAACUCCAACAUAGUCAUAUUCGAGGGAGACUGGGCGUGGCUGAAGAGACUCCCGUAUGGGAACUUUGGAGCCUUAAAUCCCCAGACCAGUGAUGUGUUUGAGCUGAUGAAGGACCUGCGGCACGAGAACAUCAACCCGUUCCAGGGCUACUUCCUGGACUGUGGGGUGUUUGCCAUCGUGACGGAGUUCUGCUCCAGGGGCAGCCUGCAGGACCUGCUGCGGGACCCGGACGUCAAGCUGGACUGGAUGUUCAAGUCCUCGCUGCUACUGGACCUCAUUAAGGGCAUGAAGUAUCUGCAUCAUCGUGGUGUGAUUCAUGGGCGGCUGAAGUCCACUAACUGUGUGGUGGACGGCCGCUUCGUACUGAAGGUCACUGACUACGGAGUCGCCGACGUCCGAGAGGCUCAGAAGUACCCCUACGAGGAACCCACGGCAGAGGAGCUGUUAUGGACGGCCCCUGAGCUGCUGCGGAGUACACAUCCCGGCACGGCCUGCUCCCGAGAAGGAGACGUCUACAGCCUCUCCAUCAUCAUGCAGGAGGUCAUACUCCGCAGACCCCCCUUCUUCAUGCUCAACCUAUCAGCAGAAGAGAUCAUCCAGAAAGUGAAGAAGCCUCCACCCCUUUGUCGGCCGAUAGUGACCCCUGACCACGCCCCUCUGGAGUGCAUACAGCUCAUCAAGCAAUGCUGGAAUGAGCAGCCAGAGAAACGGCCAGACUUCAACGAGAUAUUCGACCUGUUCAAAGACAUCAAUAAGGGCCGUCGGACCAACAUCAUCGACUCGAUGCUACGCAUGCUGGAGCAGUACUCGUCCAACCUGGAGGAGCUGAUCAAGGAGAGGACGGAGGAGCUGGAGAUCGAGAAGCAGAAGACAGAGAAGCUGCUCACCCAAAUGCUGCCACCGUCGGUGGCGGAGGCGUUGAAGGUGGGGGGUGCGGUGGAGCCGGAGCAUUUUGACAGCGUGUCACUGUACUUCAGUGACAUCGUGGGCUUCACCACCAUCUCGGCCAACAGCGAGCCCAUCGAGGUGGUCGACCUUCUCAACGACCUCUACACAGUGUUCGAUGCCAUCAUCGGAAACCACGAUGUGUACAAGGUGGAGACCAUAGGAGAUGCCUACAUGGUGGCGUCGGGGUUGCCCGUGCCCAAUGGCAACCGCCACGCGUCCGAGAUUGCCCACAUGGCACUGUACAUCCUCAGCGCCGUGGGCACGUUCAAAAUGAGACACAUGCCCGAGGUGCCCGUGCGGAUACGCAUCGGCUUGCACACAGGUCCGUGUGUGGCCGGUGUAGUCGGUCUUACCAUGCCACGCUACUGUCUCUUUGGAGACACGGUCACCACAGCUUCUGGAAUGGAAUCUUCUGGAAUGCCUUCCCGCAUCCAUGUGAGCCAGAGUUUUGUAAAUAUCCUGAUGGACCUCAAAGAGGGCUACAAGGUCCAACUCAGGCAGAGGACAGACAAGGCAAAGGGGGCUGAGGAUACCUACUUCCUGGUUGGCAAGGAGGGCUUCACCCAACCCCUGCCCAUACCGCCGGAGAUACACAACAAGCAAAUGGCCCAAAAGCUACAGAUGGAAGAGAUAGCACGACAUAAGAAGAAGAAAGCAGAAAGACUGGCUGCCGAGAGGGGAAAAAGGAGAAAAAAAGAUGAAAGACUUCAGCUGCCAGCUGUGCGACAAGUGGCCCAGCUUCAGAACACAGACUCUGACUACACCGUCAUGAUGCGUCAUCACGUUUGGAUCUCUUUCAUUGGCUAA